AUGGAGUACCGAGCAACGAAAUCGGGUCUAUCGCGCGAGGUGCAGAAUCGCAUUAAUGAAAAGUACAACGCGGAAGAGGCAGGGAAGGUCUUGAAAUGGAUCCGUCUCCUCACUCCUCCCUCUGGCGUUCCAGAUGAUCUGAUAAAAGCGGCCCAGGAAAUCCCUGAGGAUAUCACCUCCGCUCCGGCUGAGCAGUUCUACCAGUACCUCAAGUCGGGACUCGUUUUGGGUUAUCUCAUGGCAUCUCUCAAGCCGGAUAGAGUUUCUAGUCUUGGCGUGAACAUGUGGAAGAAUGAUGCAUACCGGAUCGCCUGGCAUAGAUUGAAGCAUUACCUGAAGAUCUUGCCACGCGAAAGCGAAGCUGGCUACGGCUACGCGAAAUUUGGGAUGCACAUACGUCUAGCAUCUGCGACCCAGCGGUUCAUCAUCGUCGGGGUCAGGUUCGACGUGGCAGCAACAGCAGCCGUGAUGCCAAGCACAGGUAACUCGGCGCGUCGGAAUGCCUGUCAAGGCGACGCGGUGCACUAUCGAUUCCUCGCCUCACCAGGAGCUCUGCUCACUCGAGCCUCACCCCUGCCCCGCCUUGCCGCAGGGAGCGGAGAGUGA
Molecule: messenger RNA, 606 nt
Organism: Echinococcus granulosus
Lineage: Eukaryota; Metazoa; Platyhelminthes; Cestoda; Cyclophyllidea; Taeniidae
Product: calponin, putative
Exons: 4
Coding region: 1-606 (201 amino acids)
Source: RefSeq, a predicted model, not a curated record